UAAAAGGUUAAAUAAAAUAAUGUAAAUAAAGUCUAAGUUUAGAUUCUUUGAUAUUGCAGCAAACUUAACAGAUGAUUAAUUUUAUGGAGUGUAUCAUCAUAAGAAAUAGCAUUAAGCUGAUUAUAAAGAUGUAAUGAAAAGAGCAUCAGAUAUUGGUUGUGAACAUUUAUUAAUUGCAAGUGGAUGUUUAGGAGAUUUAAAGAAAGCAAGAGAAUUAUGUUAGAUGAGUCCACAUUAUUAUACAACAGCAGGUAUUCAUCCAUGUCGUGCAGCUGAACUUAAAAAAAAUUAUUAUGGAUAUAUGGGUGAUUUGAAAGAAUAAUUAGAAAUGGCAUUGAAAGAAAAGAAAUUGGUAGCAAUUGGUGAAUGUGGACUUGAUUAUGAUAGAUUGGAAUGGUCUACUAAGGAAGAAUAAAUGAUAGCAUUUGAACCACAUUUUGAUUUAGCUGAAAAACAUAAAUUACCUAUGUAUCUACAUAAUAGGAAUACAGGUGAUGAUUUUUAUAAUAUAAUGCAAAAGAAUAGACAUAGAAUAGUUGGAGGAGUUGUACAUUCAUUUACAGGACCUUAAGAUGAAUUAUAAAAAAUUUUACAUUUAGAUCUUUAUGUUGGAGUUAAUGGUUGCUCUUUAAAAACAUAAGACAAUAUUAAUGUUGCUAAAUUAAUCCCUUUAGAUAAGCUAAUGUUAGAAACUGACUCACCUUAUUGUGAAAUUAGAAAUACUCAUGCAUCAAGCAAAUUAGUUAAGACGUAAUUCUAAGCUCAAAAACACGAAAAAUGGAAGGAAGGAUAACUUAUUAAAAGUAGAAAUGAACCUUGUAAAAUUAUAUAAGUACUUGAAGUGAUGUCAGAGUUAUUAAACAUAGAAUAAGAAAAAUUAUCAGAAAUCUGCUUUUAAAAUUCUUUAAAGUGUUUUGGUUUAGCAUGA
This is a messenger RNA of Paramecium sonneborni, 928 nucleotides long. NCBI's taxonomy places the organism in Eukaryota, Ciliophora, Oligohymenophorea, Peniculida, Parameciidae. The record is from the annotation of a GenBank genome assembly.